Molecule: messenger RNA, 1196 nt
Organism: Salvia hispanica
Lineage: Eukaryota; Viridiplantae; Streptophyta; Magnoliopsida; Lamiales; Lamiaceae
Source: RefSeq, a predicted model, not a curated record
AUGGCGAAAAAGCAACGGACGCGACUCGAAGAUGACCACACGGGUGUUCGAAUCAGCACGCUUCCCGAUGAUAUAUUAGUGUUAAUAUUAUCUUCGUUGAGCUUGAAAGAAGCUAUAAGGACUAGCAUACUUUGCUCUCGAUGGAGGUACUUGUGGAUCAUCACACCCAUACUUGAUCUCGAUCUCGAUUCCACAGCAAUACUAUACAAGCCGAGAAAUUGCUCCUCGAGCAACUGGUGUGGAUACAUGCUUUCAUAUUUGGAGGUUGUUGGGACGUCACCGGCAUUCAAAUGCCUAGAAAUCAGCCAGUGCAUUGGUCUCUACUCUGUUUUGGUUCGUGAAUCAAAUGUUGUCUGCAUCAAGUACGCUGGUAGUAUACCACAGUCUCGUUUCAAGCUCGAAGGUGUUCCUCACCUUACUCAGCUCUGGAUUCAUGGGAAGCCGCACUUGAUGAUACAUCAUUAUUUUACGAACAUCAGAGGCAUUAUAGACACGUUUGAUUCUGUGCUUUCACAACUACACACGCUCAAGAUAUACUCCAACUACAAAAUUAACCGCGAUGACACCUUGCAGAGGAUGAUGCCUAAUCUUAAGGAAUUGGUGGUGGUGGUGCUUGGGAGUGAUUACAAGGAGAAUUGUUCUCUCAUGCCAACAAUAAGCUGGUUUAGUGUGGCACCUUACUUGGAGAGAUUUGUCAUAGAGGCGUCACACCAAGAGGGGAUCAAACCAGGAAAGAAGAUGUUGGAGUUGCUGGAGGCUUCGGAAAUGAAUGACUUGCUUUAUGGUGAUGAUUAUGAUGUUUCAGAGAUUAACAGAAAGAAGGAAGUUCAGAGAGCUUAUUCUCAUAUCAAGGAAGUAGAGUUUGUUGGGUAUCGUGGUGUGCGUAAUCAUCUUCAAAUGAUUACACAGUUGGUGCGAAACGGUGUUGCACUAGAGAGGAUAACCGUAGAUCCACGAUCUAUUGAGCAUCGCGGGAACAUGCCGUGGGAUCGCAUUUCUCGGAACCAAAUGGAGGAUGAAAUAAUUGCAAGGAAUCGUGCAAAAGACCAGCUUAAACAGUUGUGUGUUAUUCCAAGAAUAAAUGUCAACAUUCUCUAGACUAGACUAGGGUUUGUGAAUUUCAUAUCUCAAAAUAUCAAAAUUUAAUCCACAUUUUGGUUCUUGAUUAUUACUCCAUUAAAUUAUAAACGUUGCAU